GCCAUCCCUGGGCAGGUGGUCCUGGGCGCUAAUAAGAAAGCAGGCUAAGUAAGCCAGUGAGCAGCACCCUCCAUGGCCUCCCCAUCGGUUCCUGCUUCCAGACUCCUGUCUUGAGUACCUGUCCAGACUUCCCUAGAUGAUGGGCUGUGAUAUGAAGUGUAAUCGAUAAAAGUCCUUUCCUCCCCAAGUUGCUAUUGGUCAUGAUGUUUUAACCCAGGACAACGUCUAAAUGGGGAAAAUAACCACGUUAAGUUAGUGAAGGAAGACCUUGCACCAGAAGUGCCUUGUGAACCCUAAAGCAUCCUUGUCCGUCCUUGGAGUCUAGCUUCAAGUUAGUAAGCCACGGUUCUGAGCAAUCCUCUGUGGUAUCUCGGAGAGGGUGCUCUCCAGUAUCCGGUCUUGCCAAAAGCCAGUGUCACCUGGGGCUCUUCAGUUGGCUCAGUUGCAGUUCUUCACAGAGGCAAAGCCGUCUCCCAGGGAGUUUCCUGUUAGCUGUGCACCCAGCUGCCCUCCCUAGGUGGGAGACUUUCUUAGCCCGCGGGCUUUAGGACUACUGGGGUGGCUGGACCCGGCCGCCUGACCCGCCGCGACACCGAAGCUCUGCACUGUUGCAGCGCCAUUGGCUGGAGGGGAGCCUGAGUGACAGCACCGUCAGCCAGUGGAAGGCAGCCCUGCCCAAGCAGCCCCUUCUAGAGCCAAUCAUGCUACGAUGGGACUUUAACUCUUUAAAGGAGAGUUCGCAGUGUGUGUGCCAAAGUUGGUAGUAAAAGUGCCACGUCUUCCUGGGAGGGUAGGUGGGAGUCCCGGACUUACCCGAAGCCGUCGUCGCUUUCGGCAUAUUUUUAACUCUAUGAAGUCGGGGACCCUUUCUCUGCCUUGGUAACAUGAGGUUUUUCUUGUGGAACGCGAUCUUGACACUGUGGGUCAUGGCUGUGAGUUCAGCUUUGAUUCCUGAGCCAGAAGUGAAAAUCGAAGUUCUCCAGAAGCCGUUCAUCUGCCAUCGCAAGACCAAGGGAGGGGACCUGAUGUUGGUCCACUACGAGGGCUAUUUAGAAAAGGACGGCUCUCUGUUUCACUCCACAAAGUCAGAACUCAUUGAUGGAGUAGGUGUGGUUAUAGAAGUCAUACGGGAAGGGUUUCCGGGUGCUUGGCAAGGCAGCAGCCACAAACAUAACAAUGGUCAGCCUAUCUGGUUCACCCUGGGCAUCCUGGAGGCUCUCAAAGGCUGGGACCAAGGCUUGAAGGGGAUGUGUGUGGGAGAGAAGAGAAAGCUCAUCAUUCCUCCUGCCUUGGGCUAUGGCAAAGAAGGAAAAGGCAAAAUCCCCCCAGAGAGCACACUGAUAUUCAACAUUGACCUUCUGGAGAUUCGAAAUGGCCCAAGGUCCCAUGAAUCAUUUCAAGAAAUGGACCUGAAUGACGACUGGAAACUCUCUAAACAUGAGGUUAAAGUGUACCUAAAGAAAGAGUUUGAGAAGCACGGUGCAGUAGUGAAUGAGAGUCACCAUGAUGCUUUGGUGGAGGAUAUUUUUGAUAAAGAAGAUGAAGACAAAGAUGGAUUUAUAUCUGCUAGAGAAUUUACAUAUGUGCAUGACGAAUUGUAGGGAUGGGCCUGCCAUUUUAUAUGCAUCCAUCUGGAAAGGGAAGACGGCGCCUUUAAAGAAAGUUGUAGUUUUUAAUAACAGCAUUCUGUUCUUGUUUUGUUUGCUUUUAGUUUUAUAUUAUUUUACGUUAUUUAAGAAGCCCCAUAGACUUUGUAAAUAUCUGUAUCUUUCUGGUAAGUUAUUGGGAAGAUACAGUCUCCUUUGAGUGCAAGAUUUCUGGUCCAUUUCCACAUUCACACAAAGCUUGUUUGCUUGCUUCCUUCUAAUGGUAACAUAUUGCAACGGGAAACAUGCCACAAAAUAAGAACAGGUUGUAGCAAAAAUCAGCUCCCUAUACUUCUGUCUUCUUCUGCUUCCUCUAAGUUAGAUUACUGACAUAUUUGAAAGCUUUUACAAUAGUCCAGGGCUUUCAUGUUAUAGUAAAGUAGUUUAUUUAUUUAUUUUUUUAAUCUGACUUUGAGUCUCUGCUUGAGGAAGCAUAUGGUGGGCCUCUUUCCUUCACAGUUAUGGCCUUGCUGUGGAGAUGUGCAAUGCUGGAUGAAUAAUGGAGGUAGCAACUCAUGGAUAGGUGUGCAUUGAAACAUUCUGCCAAGACUUCAUUGUGGCUAAUGGCCUGGUAAAAUAAAUCAGACAAAUAAUGUGUUGUUUCCUUGUAAACAAUGCUUCAAAACAUGGCAGAGAGUUGUAUUUAUAGUCAAUGUUUACUUUUAAGGUUACCAAUUAGCCUCCUGGUUCUUCAAUGAAUGAAGUUUACAGCUACUAAACUUUGCAAUAACACUGAAUCAUGAGAGAAGUUAGUAAACCAACUAGACUUUUCCCAUUUAUGACUCAUCAAAAAUGAGGUCAGCCUAUACCAACUAUUACCAAUGCUUAUCCUGGGUUUGAAAAUUGAUGUUUAUCUUUUUACUUCAAAUUGACUUCUAAAAAGGAUGACUAAUUCUGUUUUUAAAAUUGAUUGUAAUCAAAUUGGCUGUUAUGGUAAAUACUUAAAAUAGACUAUCCAGAUCUCCAUUUGUUAGUAAUAGUUUCUCAUAAUUUAUAAAAGUGGUCAAGUGCAUUGUUGUCAGGCUGUUGUGCUGACACCCAUGGGAAGCCGCUGCAUCUUAUAGUACCUCUUUAUGGAUGAGAGGUGCUGUUUGCAUGAGCCCAGUGCUGGUGGUUAAGCUGUAGAAGCAUCUUCAGGCCCUGAGUUCACUUUUCCACUUUUCCUGCUGAGGAAGAAGCAGCGAGUUUGGGAGGGUGUUCUCAUAGAAUACUUUUCACAUUUGCUCUGAAUUGCCUUAGUCACCCUCCCAGUGAGAAGGGUCAAAUAUAUGUCUUAGUUCACCCAUUCCUGUUGCUUGUAGAAAUUAGAUUACUUCACUAGUUAUGCAUUGACACUUUCCUCACCAAAACAGCUUAUCGGAAGAAUAUACUUUCAGGCCUGUUCCUGAAGACGUCAGGUAUAGUCCCGAGAGGACAGUGGUGUCUUGAAGCUGAUGCCACCAUCUGUGCUGGAGCAAGAAUCUUGAUUAUCCAAUUGUAUAGCUCUGCAUCAGUCCUCAGCUAAACAUUCCAACAAGUAUGAAAGAAAGACAAAUCUGUAAUCAUGGUUGUUUUAGCCAUCUGCCUUUUUGUAUAGCAAUAUCUUUGAACCCUCCCAUGAGCGGGAAUAAUCAAACACCCAACUGUGACUUCAUAUGUAUAUGAUUUGACUCAGAACUCUUCUAUGUGUCAUAUUUACAUUUCUAUGUCUAUUGUGAUAUUCUUUUUGAUAAUAAAGUUUAUUUGGGAAAUAA
Molecule: messenger RNA, 3379 nt
Organism: Cricetulus griseus (Chinese hamster)
Lineage: Eukaryota; Metazoa; Chordata; Mammalia; Rodentia; Cricetidae
Source: RefSeq, a predicted model, not a curated record